Messenger RNA from Ilex paraguariensis (yerba mate), 2644 nucleotides. Lineage: Eukaryota; Viridiplantae; Streptophyta; Magnoliopsida; Aquifoliales; Aquifoliaceae. The record is from the annotation of a GenBank genome assembly.
UUAGGUAUCAUAAUGAAAAACAGAACCAUAUCCUUUGUCUUUCAAAUGGUAGUCCUCUCAUUUCAUUUUUUUUUUCCCCGGGUCUGGUAUUUUUCAUUGAGGGAGGGGGAGAUGUGUCAUUAGGAGAGACUUGGUAUGUUGAUGAAAAUGACAAAAUUAUAUUAACAUAGUUGUGUCCUUGGGAGAGAAUUUUCUUUGUUUCUUAAUGUUUUGGCCCUUGGUUUUGUCAAAUGGUUCAUUGCAAUCUAUAUAAGGAAUAACUAAAGGCUGGCUUAACAUAGUUGACAUAUCCAUGAAUCUUAUAUCUGAAGUCUUGAAGAAUAUAGGAAGAAUUUUAUGUAAGUUUUUAUCUUUUUUUGCAAUGAACACUCAGAAGAUCAGUUGCAAAGAACAAAUACAUCACCCUUGGCUUGUAAAUGAUUAUAUUUCAGAGUAUUCUAGCCAUUCUCCCCAAUUUUCUCAACCUCCUCAUCACAUGGGACUUUUCUUUCAGUCACCGGCUAUGGAGGAAGGCUCGAAACAAGAAAACUGCUGGCAUGUCGACUCAUCAAGCACCAUUAUCAGUCAUAUAGGAUCACCUGCUUCUGCUUUUUAUGCAACCGAACGCUACAUGGGUUUUCCUCAAUAUGAUUACCAAGCUGGCAGUCACAACUUUUCUCCCCAGCAGUCGAAAAUUUGUGAUCUGCAAAUCCCGUCUUAUCAACAAUCUGGAGAUGGAUUCUGUGCAGGUUCACCAGAGCAAGCUCAACAAAACUUUCAAUGCAAAAGUGCCCCACAAAAUCAAUACUGCGGUUCUUCUGAAAGAUCCUAUGAACUUCCACGCAUCAGCCUCUCAGAAAAUGACCGCAUUUUGCAGCUGAAACGUAAAUUACUAGAUGAUUUUGAUACUCCAGAUAGCAGGCAGCCCUCAAUCCCUCUUCAUAGAAAUCAGGAUCAUAGUAUCUCCCAGAACUUUUCUGGUUCUCAACUGGUUCAUCAAAGGCAGUCUGUGGGACCUUCUGGAGGUGUUUCAGUUACUUCUGGCAAUUUUGUUCCUUCUGGAACAGUUCAAUCGAGCAAAACACGAAUUAGAUGGACACAAGAUCUUCAUGAUCAGUUUGUUGAGUGUGUAAAUCAUCUUGGUGGUGCUGACAGAGCAACACCAAAAGCAAUACUGAACCUAAUGGCCUCAGAGGGAUUGACCAUUUUUCAUGUUAAAAGCCAUUUGCAGAAAUAUCGAUCAAUUGCAAAGCACAUGCCCGAAUCUGCAGAAGGAAAAUCUGAGAAAGCAAAUAAUGUACCACAGAUAGACAGUAAAAUUGGUAUGCAAAUCACAGAGGCGCUGCAACUGCAACUUGAUGUCCAGAGGCGACUUCAUGAGCAGCUAGAGGUAUUGAUUUAACUCUCCAAUAAAGAUUACUUUUAAAUAGUUCCACCGCCACUAAAAAAAAAAAAGGAUAAAAAAGGGGAAAAAAAUUCAAGAUCAUGGUCUCGACGAGUAGGAGCCAAAAAUUCUGUUUCCUGGGACUGAUCCUAGAUUUGGGCCCAGAAGAUGAAGUCUUUCAUUAAGUCUUCAGGGGAGUAUUUAGUAAUUAUUAAGUAGUUUGGGGUUGAACUCCUUGCAAUUGUGAAGAUAACUUCAUACCAAGAGAUUUUUCAAACCUUAAUGGAGGAUCACCCCCAUUUACCCUCUCCACCCCAACCAGCCCAAAAAAUAAUAGGAAAUAACAAUCCGUGGUUGCUGUUCUACUAGUUUGAAUCACUGCAGACUGACACUUACAAAUUUUCCUUCACAAGUAUUCUUUCUACAUUGGUCAAGCAGUCGUAAAAUUUUCAUAUUCUCGCCUCAAAAUGAUCUGGUAACUUAAUAACCGGAAAUGAUCAACUACAUGAACUGAGAAGAUGAAUCAAAACACAUGGAACUAUCAUUCUUUUAGAGUGGUGCACCAGAGCUUCACUGUUCCCAACAUGAAAAAUGAAUAUCAUAGUCUAAUGCAUCUCAAGAACUGUCCUGGUAAUGUCAUUCUCUCUCUCUCUCUCUUUCUGUUCAAUAAGUAUUAAACACAACAGUUUUCACCUGCUUUUGAUCCUAUUGUUCAAUAAUUUGUUUUUAGUUACUGACAUAUCGCGCAUUUUUUGGGGUCAGAUUCAGCGGACUUUACAGUUGAGGAUCGAAGAACAAGGAAAGCAGCUGAAAAUGAUGUUCGACCAGCAACACAAAACGAAUAAGAGCCUCUUUGCAACUCACACUUCGAAUAUGGAGCCUCCUGAUGAUCUCUCAAUUAGCCCUGAGGAUGUUCAGGCUUUGAUUUUGGAAGUUCCUGAAAAUACCACUUCCCAUCUAAAAUAAGUCAGUGACCACAGGCACAUGAUUUUGAUCUUUUUUCAAGUGUAUUCACAAUGAUGAAUAGCUCAUUUGCUGCAAAACAUCAAGAAAAUGAGCAAAAACAUCAAGAACCACACUUACCUACCAGUUUUUUUUUUGGGUGUAUACUUGGAAUUGCUGAUCCGUUAAGGAAAGAAAGGGCAUGUAUUUACUUAAUUUCAAAUGAAAACAACUGAGUGCAGUUUCACACAAUACCACAUAGAAUUUAUGUGAUACCAUAUGGGGUAUUGGAAUGGUCUUGAGUGUGUUCAAUUGGAGUUCUAGUGGCUAUAUUACAAG